AUGGGUUUCUCACGACUCCUGCAACUCUUGGCGGACCAGGUGGAGCAUCUCUCCCAUGUGCAGACAGAUCCACACGGCGUGCCGGUGACUGCGACCGUGAAGAACGGAAAAGGUGUUGAAGCGUUGGACUUAGACCAUGCCUUCUUUCAUGCACCAAAGAGGAGGCAUCUCAGCAGCUUCUUAGACAACUCCGACCUGGCUGUGAAGGCUAAGGUUGACAAGAAUGGAACUGAUCACUCGAGCAGCAAAGAUGCAGAUGGGGUCGCCUCAGUCAGCCUGUACAACCCGGAAAAUAGGCGCAUCUUCCUGGCGGCGGCCCCGAUCACCAUCGCCAUUGCCGCCUUUUUCGAGUGCUCGGCAAAGUACCGGAUGGCCGAGACGGACCUCUCUGCACCCCUGCCGCAGGUGGUGGAAGCUGCCACUAAAGAAGAGGAGGCUUUCGGAGGCUCACAGGAACCCGCCGGCAGCACAGAGCGCAGCGCAGCCAUGGCGCAAUUGGCCCUGGCGGCCAUGGCCACAGGCCUUGAGGAGGAGAUUCCAGAGCCCAUCGCGGAUCAAAAUUUCAAUCGAAGAAAAGUGCUGGAUUUGCAACACGAACUCAGCAGAUUGCAGAAACUGUCAUUGAAGCAGCAUGAGGCAGUCUCACAUUUGGAGACUGGCUUGACUUCCAAGAUCUCGGAGGUGGAUUUGCGACGUGCCUUGGGAUUGGCCUUUCAGGAGUUUGAAAAUCGCAUCGAGGAUGCUUUCCAGGACUCCAAUCGAAAGUGCCUCUCCAUGUUCUCCAAGCGAGAAGAUGUAGUGGAAUUGCAGACGCUGAUUAACAAAAAGGUGAACUGGGCUGAGUACAACGCUGUCUUGAAGAAACUGGCGGAUCUUCGGCACUACGUCGAUGGCAUGGCGGAGUCAGUCUUCAUUGGACAGACAGAAGCUCUAGAAUCCGAAUUUGCAAAGAAAGCAAAUGCGGACUGGGUGGAGAAAUGCCUCAGUGACAAAGCCGAAUUCACCGACCUCAACGAUGUCAGAGCUCGUUUGGAGAGGCUAGAGGUGCUGGUGGCUCACAAUGAUCAGAAGCAGACCUCAAAGCUUCAGGCCAUGCGAGAAGAGACUGCCUCGAGCAAUAACGACAUGUUCCAGCGACAGUCGGCGCUCAUGAAAGAGGCAAACAGCACAAUGACAGAAAGCAAGCAGCAAUUCCUGGAUAUGAAGAACAUGAUCGAGCGUCAUGAAGUGCGGCUGAAACAUGCAGACAGCUCCUUGAUGGAUCUCAGCAAAGCCCAGCAAGAAAUAGCAACAUUGGCCACACAGACCUUGUUGCCACGCAUUGAGCUGGUAGAGACCUCCUUGCAGAGAAAAGACCAGGCGGAUGCUGCCAAGAGCGACCUCAUGAAGCAGCUCGAACAGAGAUCGGACGCGCUGAAGGGGGUUGUGGAUGACAGGCUUGAAGAAAUGAAUCGGCAAGGAGAGCAAUUUCGGGAACAGCUCGAGUUUUUAAUGCAGGCCACCGAGAUGCUGAAACGCAGACUGCGUGAGAUGACAAAAAACCAGAACGGAAAGAUGAAGGAGAUCGCCGAUGACCAAGGGAAACAGGUUCAACAGCUUGCAGCCCUCGAGCGUGUCAUGAAGAAGCAGGAGCGCGAGACCCGCGCUGAGCUUCGUUCAAGGGCCACAGGUGACUCUUGGCGUUGUGCUCUGCCAUUAGUGGCAGCAGAAGAAGACCCUAACGCAAGGCUCACUGGCGUGCUUGAGCAGUUGCAGAAGAUAGCUGGGGGAACUGGAGGAUUCUCGGAGGACAGCACGCAUGUGAGUUCCUUCUUCAAUCCGAGCCGCCCCAUUGGCACUGCAGAGACCACGGGUGAGUGGGGUGCAGGGCCAGGGCUCAAUGAUGUGCGCGCCAUGGCUUCCACUGGGGGCGCGCGGGGCAUGUAUGGUUUAAGUCCCAGAGUGCCGUUGCCAACGAGCAACCGGACGAUGAGCAAGAAGGCCAAAAGCAUCGAGCCUAAAGAGUGCUGUGAAGGCAAGGGGGUCCAGCUCACCGGGACUGGGCUGAAGGUCCUGGAGCCCUACAUCAUGGGACCGACAUCAUUGAAAUGUGCUGGCUAUGCCGCGGCUCAUGUUACACUUCUUGGAGUUGGACUGUAUGUGGAUGUUGCGCUCACACAGUGGAACGGCGUUUUCUGGACUGCGCUGCAAAACCAUCAGUCGAAGCAGUUCUACCGGCUCCUGUGGGAUUUCGUGAUCAUCACUGGGGUGACUGGCUUUGUCGGAACAUACAGCGACUACCUCAAUGGCAUGUGGCAUUUGCAUGCGCGUGACCACUUGACUCGCCACUUCAAUCAGCUCUGGGUGAGCACUGGCGCAAUGUGCAUGAUGCGGCAAAGUUCCGUACAGGUGGACAAUCCCGACCAGAGGAUUGACCAAGAUGUCGAUGAAUUUGUGGGUUCGACUCGGGAGCUGGUCUUUGGUGGAUUGGGAUCUGUGGUGAGGCUAGCAAUCUACUUCCCAAUCUUAUUGAGAUCUGCGCCGGCGCCUCUUUUAGGUUUUGUUCUGGUUUGGCCAGUCUUCGGUGCUUUGGUGACUCAUGGCCUUGGCCGGCGGCUGAUCCCCUUAUCUGUGGCGGGGCAGUCGGCCAACGCCAACUUCCGGUCCGAGCUGGUCUACGCGCGCGAGAAGGCGGAAUCAUUGGCUUUGAUGCGCGCAGGGCCGCAGCUUGCGCAGAAUUUGCAGGAUCGCUUUGAGGUGAUGAAGCGAGUAGCAUAUGCGGAAUUUGACGUGACCAAGUUUCUGAACUUCUUCAAAAUGAUGUAUGAGGAGUAUGGCACAGUCGAGCCUUUCGUUCUUCUUGCACCUGCAUAUUUCACAGGUGCCCUUGACCUUGGAAAACUCAUGCAGCUUCGCAUGAUCGUGGAGCGGGUCUCGCAGUCCUUAACAUUUCCGGUGGCUGCGUACGAACAGGCCGUGGGCUGGCGAGUGGCAGCCAACCGCCUGGCCGCCUUGGCUGCGGCCUCCACGGCCUCCAUGGCGUCCUCCUCAGCAUCCCCGAGCCCGGAGGAAACGGCGUUGAAAGUGGAUGGCCUCAACUUGCGAACGCCCGAGGGAAGGCUGCUAUUGGAGAACCUGAGCCUUGAAGUCCCCUUUGGCGAACGGCUACUGGUUGUCCUGCCAGCCUCUGGUGGCAAAUCCCUGCUCUUGCGGGCGAUUGCCGGGCUAUGGAGCCACAUGUCUGGCAGCAUCGAAAAGAGCGACGAUGCUGUUUUCAUUCAGGGCUUUGAAUUUCCUCCCUUGAGUCUGCGACAGCUGCUUUGCUACCCACAGCCGGCAGAAGGAGAUUCUCAACUGGCGCUGCACAUGGUGGACUUAGCAUCAUUGCUGGCAAGAUAUCCCCCUGACCGGCAAUGCCAAUGGGAGGAGGUUCUCUCGCCUGAAGAGCAGCAGCGCUUGCUGAUCGCUCGUUUACUAUUAAGACAGCCACGCUUGGCGAUGUUGGACGAGCCUCUAGCAGCCUUGUCCGAGGAGGAUGCUUGCAGGCUGUUGAGGCAGAUUUCCCCAGAGACCGCCGUUGUGAGUUUCUCCAGGACUCGUCGGCUGGCCGCUGCCCACCAUCGUGUUGUGGAACUCGGGGCUGCUCCGGACUGUGUGCCAUCUGUGUCCGACUUCAAGAGUGAGGAGCGCAAGGUGAGUGCAGCACGACCAAUACGCUUGGGCCACAACGGCCACAAGGUGCUGAAAGCCACGGAUUGA
This is a messenger RNA of Cladocopium goreaui, 3738 nucleotides long. The record is from the annotation of a GenBank genome assembly. NCBI's taxonomy places the organism in Eukaryota, Dinophyceae, Suessiales, Symbiodiniaceae.